UUUUGCGGCAUCAAGGUUUUAUUGAUUUUUUGAGAAAUUCCAAAUUUUAAAAAAGGGAAGUGCGGAAAAGGGUGUAGUAAUGAGUGAUAUAAAAAUGGAGGGGACGUCGGCUCCAGCAGUAAGGCGAGACCCGUACGAGGUGUUGUCUGUUUCAAGGGAUUCGUCUGAUCAGGAGAUUAAGACUGCUUAUAGAAAGCUUGCUCUCAA
Molecule: messenger RNA, 207 nt
Organism: Nicotiana tabacum (common tobacco)
Lineage: Eukaryota; Viridiplantae; Streptophyta; Magnoliopsida; Solanales; Solanaceae
Source: RefSeq, a predicted model, not a curated record